AUGAUGAUGAUAAAAACACAAUUACUUGAUUUACCCAACGAACUUUUUUUAUAUAUAUUUCAAUAUAUAAAAUCUUCGCAUUUAAUCCAAAUAUUUUCUGAAAUAAAAUCGUUUCGAAUUCAAGCAUUGAUUCAAUCAUUUAUAUCACAUGUUGAUAUAUCUCAAGAAUCUGAACAAUGGAUUCAAACUUAUGUACCUAAUUUAUUCAGUCAACAGAAUCUUAUUGCACUUCGUUUACAAGAUAAAUAUCUAGCUAAUAUUUCGCAAUAUUUAUCAUCAUCGGAUAUUCAAUCUAUGCAUGUUAUUAGUUCAGAUUGGACUACGGAUAUAUUAAAAGAAGGACUUGAUCAUAUUCAACAACAUGUCAAACAACUUUGGAUUACAUUUACAUAUCCUCAUGGAAAGGGAGAUAUAGCUAAUCAAUUAUUUCAAUCUGAUUCACAAUAUGAAUAUCUUAAUAUUACUGGUCGUUUUAUUUAUUUUGAUUAUGAUGACAUAAAUAUUUGUACACUAUUAACAUAUCUUUCAAUUGAACUUGAAGGAAUGCAUCGAGUAUUUGCACUAAUUGAACAUUUACCUAAUCUUCAAGAAUUAAAAGUUAAAUUUCGAACUGAGGAACGUUUAGUUCAACCAAAACCUAAUCUUGAUAGUGUAAUCACACAUAACAAACUCUAUCGUGUUACUUUUAUUGGUUGUACAAAAUAUUUUGAUCAUUUAGAAAAUUUCUUUUCUACUUUUGGAUCGACAAUUGAAUGUUUAACAAUUAAUAUUGAUUUAAUGUAUUAUAUAAUCGAUGGCAAACGACUUGAAAAUGGUUUAUUAAAUAAAAUGCCAUGUUUAUCAUCAUUAGAUAUAAUUAUUCAUUCAACUGCUGUUUAUAGUAAUCCAUUAGAUAUUGAAACAUUUCGAAGUACAACAUGGCAAAAAUUUAAUCCUAUUAUAUUUUGGAAUGAUACUCAUGCUCAUCAAAAGACAAUAUUUACAUUACCAUAUAAAUCUGAUCGAUUCAAACAUCUUUCAAAUGAUUUUAUUUCAUCUUGGGUAUCGAAUCGAUCAGUUUCACUCUGUUUUGAACAUGUUCAUACACUUUCAUUGAUUACGACAACACCAUUAACAUUAGAAACAUUUCAAUUUAUUGAAAAAACAUUUUUAAAUUUAAAAACACUUGAACUAACUGAUCCAAUUCAUUUACCAGAAUUUGAAUAUGAAAAUGAACGACUUAGAAAUAUUCCUCAUUUAAAUGAUAGUUUUCUUUUAAAUCGUACUGUACAACUAUUAUCAGUUACAAAAUUUUCCUUUCUUGCACGAUCACAAUAUGAUAAUUAUGAAAUCUUUCAUCGUUUUCUUCAUCUUUUACCUAAUUUAAUUUAUUUACAAAUGUAUAUUGGACGUUCAUUGUAUCGUGAAAUUUUAACACAUGAACAUGACAAGAAUUUUAUUAUGAAUGCAUUAGUUCGUAUUAAACUUUUACAAAUGGUUCAUUUUUAUGAUGAAAAAAAUAUCUUAAAUAAUGAAGAAAUUCAUUAUCUCUUUCCAAAUGCUCAAAUUCUUUUUGAUUAUGAUGAUAUUUAA
Messenger RNA from Adineta steineri, 1572 nucleotides. The record is from the annotation of a GenBank genome assembly. NCBI's taxonomy places the organism in Eukaryota, Metazoa, Rotifera, Eurotatoria, Adinetida, Adinetidae.